AUGAAUAAUCCUUUUAAUAAAAAUGGAAAUAAUAAUAUUACAUUUAAAUAUUUAGAACCUGAGAAAAUCGAUAAUGGAUUAGAAUGUGCAAUUUGUUUAGAAGUAUUAAAUGAUCCAGUUGUGGAGAGUCAAUGUGGUCAAAUGUUUUGUAGGGAAUGUAUAAAUAAUGCAAUAUCAGUUAAACCAAUUUGUCCAUUAUGUAAUCAAAUGGCAUCGAUUGGAAUCGUAGCAAAGUAUGUAUCAAAUAAAUUAAAUGAAGCAUUAGUGACAUGUACAUUAUGUGAUGAUGUAUCGUCAAUUAAAAGGGGUGAAUAUAAAUCAAUGCAUUUGGACAAACAAUGUAAAUCACAGCACUGUGAAGGUUGUGGAUCCAAAUUCACCCGAUCCGAAUUCGAUCAUCAUAUUAAAUUCGAUUGUUCAAUGGCAAUUGUUAAUUGCAGUGGUCAAGAUAUUUUAUGUCCAUUCAGAUCUACGAAAUCAGAAGUUUCAAUACAUGAAAUCAAUUGUUACCAUUUAUCUCUAAGAACAGUUUUAAGUGACUUAAUUAAAUCAAAUAAAGAAAAAGAUGAAAAAAUCAAGAAAUUAGAGACCCAAUUAUUAUUUCAACAAAACACUAGUGGCAUUGGUAUUGGUAGUAAUGAUGCUUUAGUUAAUCAACAAAUUAAAAAUCAACAAUUUCAAUUAUUACAACAACAAAACCUUUUAGGACAAACUCAACAACAAGUCCAACAACAAUAUUUCCUUCAACAACAACAAUUAUUACAACAACAAAGACAACAUCAAUUAAGUCAAUUAAAUUCUUUUCAAGAUGGAUUGUACAGACCUUAA
Dictyostelium discoideum AX4 is the source of this 828-nucleotide messenger RNA. RefSeq lists its product as hypothetical. NCBI's taxonomy places the organism in Eukaryota, Evosea, Eumycetozoa, Dictyosteliales, Dictyosteliaceae. Bases 1 to 828 code for a protein of 275 amino acids. The transcript has a single exon. The record is from RefSeq and is a predicted model, not a curated record.